Messenger RNA from Perca fluviatilis (European perch), 1772 nucleotides. Its product is annotated as polymeric immunoglobulin receptor-like. NCBI's taxonomy places the organism in Eukaryota, Metazoa, Chordata, Actinopteri, Perciformes, Percidae. The record is from RefSeq and is a predicted model, not a curated record. The transcript is spliced from 7 exons. Bases 230 to 1306 code for a protein of 358 amino acids.
CGUCUGUCCCACUUUGAUCUGCUUCUUCUUCCUCUCUCUGCAGGAUGGAAACUCUGGGCUCGCCAAAGCCCAAAUCUUUAUCUAUACAGGAACUGAAGGAGAAGAUAUCAGAGUUAAAUGCUCUUCUUCUCAAUCUGGAAACACAAAGUUCUUCUGUAAGAAUGAAUGUAAACAAGGAGAUCUUCUCAUUGAAACAAGUGAUGUCACAGCUCAGAGCGGCAGAUAUGGGAUGGAAUAUGAAACAAGUAAACUAAAAACUAAUGUUUCCGUCAGCAUCUCCCAGCUGACCAGGUCUGACUCAGGACUCUACAGGUGUGGUCUGGGAAGACCUUUAUCUGCAGCUUCAUACACUGACUUUAGAAUCCGUGUAGUAGAUGCUCUGCAGGAUGGAAACUCUGGGCUCGCCAAAGCCCAAAUCCUUAUCUAUACAGGAACUGAAGGAGAAGAUAUCAGAGUAACAUGUCCCUUUCCUUCAUCUGGAAGCACAAAGGUCUUCUGUAAGAAUGAUUGUAAAGAAAAAGACCUUCUCAUUGAAACAAGUAAUGUCACAGCUCAGAGCGGCAGAUACAGGAUUAAAUAUGAAGAACUUCAUCCAGGAGCAGAUGUUUCUGUCAGCAUCUCCCAGCUGACCAAGUCUGACUCUGGAUGGUACAGCUGUGGAUUGAAUGGAUCAACAAUGUCAUACGGCCACUUUAGAAUCACUGUUGUUGAUGCACUGCUAACAGGAAAUCCUCCUGAAGUAAAAAUCUUCCAUAAGACAUCUGGAGAUAAUGUUGUUGUUGCCUGCAACUUUUCUGUCUAUGGAGACAACAGGUUGUACUUCUGUAAGGAACGAUGUGAAGACAAAGACAUUCUGGUUGAAACAUCCGAUCUCAGCGCUCAGAGAGACAGAUACAGCAUUGAAUAUGUAGGAAGAUCUCCGUCUGAAGUAUUUGUGUAUGUGACCAUCUCCCAGCUGACCAGGUCUGACUCAGGACUCUACAGGUGUGGUCUGGAAAGACCUUUCUCUCCGGAUCAUUACCACGAGUUCAGGAUCAAUGUUACAGAUGGAAGUGUGCUGCUGUAUGUGGUCAUCACUGUUGUUAUCACUGUCGUCCUCUCUGGGCUGGUGCUGACCAUCGUCUGUAUUCAGAGGAAGUGUAAACCUGAUGGUUUGAACACUGGAGGAAACUCAGACGGCAUAAACAUGGAGGACGUCCCAGACUAUGAGAACUGUUCUCCAGAUUCCACCUUCAACGACUCCACGUACCAGAGCCUCGAUCCAGUCAGCAGGGAUCAGGACCAGACCUACUCUACGCUCUCAUAAAUACAACCUAGAUGAGCUGGAAUCUGGAACUGUGCCUCAGGUCCAGGUUGUACUCAGUGUUUCUGUAUCUUCAGUGCAGUUCUUAAUGUGUCUGUUGUUAAAUUGGAGAAUGUGUUUCUCAUUUUGCUGGAGUGUUACUUCUUCACACUGUGUUUUAUUUGCAUGUGUUUUCUUUGGUUGCAUUUAGUUGAUCUCUCUGGGCCACCGUACUUUUGUAGUCAUUGGAGUUUCUUUUAACAUGGUCCAUUGUGACAUGUUAUAUAUAAUAUGAUCUUCUAUAAUAGGAGUUAUUUUUAUUAUUUAUAUAUCACCUCUUAAGCAAAGUUAACGUUAGUUUGAGAACCUCUGUGUCGUCUGGUUUUUCACACAGUGCUGCUGUUGGUUAGCCUAGAAAUCGAGACUCCCCCUAGUGGCAGCAAAUUUAUUUGGCAGCCAGGGUCGUCUAGCAACUCUCCGUUGACUUCCG